AUGUCUUCGUGGACCGGCAGCCUGUUUAAGGCAAACCCCAAAGAGCCUGAGAUUAUGGCCGACUCCAAGGUUCACGAGGCUGGCUUCUCCCCAUCUCCAGACCGAGCAGAGCAAGGCGGCCGAUCACGCCGCAAGCUCAAUCGUAUCGACAGGCCAAGGACUCAUUCAAUCUCUGGCUCGACAGUGGAUCCGGAGGAUAGUGAUGAAGAUAUGAUCAAGAAGCAGAUGAUCGAAGAAGAAGGAAAUGCCAUUAAAUAUCGGACGUGUUCUUGGAAGAAAACUGCGGCCCUGCUCUUUAGUGAAUACAUCUGCCUGGCCAUCAUGUCGUUCCCGUACUCAUAUGCCACUCUUGGACUCGUACCUGGCCUGAUCUGCACGGCUGUCGUUGCCGGAAUGGUGCUAUACACCUCGCUCAUCGUUUGGGAGUUUUGCAUGCGACACCCUGAGGUCAAGGACGUGUGUGACGUCGGACAGGUCAUAUUUUGGGGWCAUGAAUGGGCAUGGUGGUUCACGGCCUUUAUGUUUCUGCUCAAUAACACCUUCAUCCAGGGUUUCCACUGCCUGGUAGGCGCAAAGUACCUAAACACUAUGACUGGUGGAAGCUUGUGUACAGUGGCGUUCAGCGCGAUCGCCGCAGUCAUCAGUUGGCUUUGCUCCCUGCCUCGCACUUUCGAGACGCUCUCGAAGCUGGCCGCUGCCUCUGCAUUCUUCACGUUCAUCUCGGUGAUCCUUGCGACGAUUUUCGCUGGAAUUGAAGAUCAUCCGGGGGCUGGAUGGCCAUCAAAAGGUGAUCCGACCGUCUACGCUUUUCCACCACCUGGAACCACCUUUGUUGCAGGAGUCAAUGCAUUCAUGAACAUCAGCUACACCUUCAUUGGCCAAAUCACCAUUCCAUCCUUCAUCGCGGAGAUGAAAGAUCCCAAGGAUUUUCCCAAGGCUCUGUGGGCCGUCACGAUUGCAGAGGUUAUUCUCUUCUCCCUGGUCGGCUCGGUCAUUUAUGCGUAUACCGGAACCAACUACAACACCGCUCCUGCAUUUGGAUCGCUCGGCAACGAGCUCUACCUCAAGGUCAGCUUCAGCUUCAUGAUACCGACCUUGAUCUUUCUUGGAGUGUUGUACGCCUCGAUUUCGUCAAGAUUUAUCUUUUUCCGCAUUUUCCGAGGGACCCACCACGUGGGCAAUAACACCGUUGUCGGCUGGGCUUCUUGGGCGGGCAUCCUAGCCGUCACAUGGGUAUUCGCAUUCAUCAUCGCGGAGGUGAUUCCAUUCUUCUCAGAUCUGCUCUCCUUGAUGAGCUCGUUGUUCGACAGCUUCUUUGGAUUCAUCUUCUGGGGUGUGGCCUACCUUCGUAUGCGAAGGGUGGAUUACGGACCAAGCUUCUGGAGUGUUCGCGGGUGGAAAGGAUGGUGCGGUACGAUUUCGAACAUCAUACUCAUCGGUAUUGGGCUAUUCUUCCUGAGCGGAGGAACAUAUGCUUCAGUGCAGAGCAUUCUUUAUGGUUAUGAAGGAGACAGUUUCGGUGGACCAUUCACUUGCGCAUACAAUGGGCUAUGA
Messenger RNA from Ramularia collo-cygni, 1554 nucleotides. Its product is annotated as probable neutral amino acid permease. The transcript is spliced from 3 exons. Lineage: Eukaryota; Fungi; Ascomycota; Dothideomycetes; Mycosphaerellales; Mycosphaerellaceae. Bases 1 to 1554 code for a protein of 517 amino acids. Gene Ontology annotation, biological process: amino acid transmembrane transport. The record is from RefSeq and is a predicted model, not a curated record. Gene Ontology annotation, molecular function: amino acid transmembrane transporter activity. Gene Ontology annotation, cellular component: vacuolar membrane.